Fusarium tjaetaba is the source of this 1074-nucleotide messenger RNA. RefSeq lists its product as uncharacterized. The record is from RefSeq and is a predicted model, not a curated record. Bases 1 to 1074 code for a protein of 357 amino acids. NCBI's taxonomy places the organism in Eukaryota, Fungi, Ascomycota, Sordariomycetes, Hypocreales, Nectriaceae. The transcript is spliced from 2 exons. Gene Ontology annotation, molecular function: serine-type endopeptidase inhibitor activity.
AUGGGAGCAGAAGCGCCACGAAAAGAGGAACUGGCUUCUCAAACCUCUAUCGCCCAGGCCGCUCGAAACGUAGGGUGGUCCUUAUUACGGCUGGUCGCUGGCCAAGCCGAUGCAGCGGUUGUAUCGCCAAUAUCAGUUAUCAUAGCCCUUGCUAUGCUAGCCGGGGCAGCAGACCCUCAUCGCCAAUCGCAAUUGCAUCAGAAGCUGGAUGUUACUGAAUCCUUGGAGGCAGAUGUCUCGACUCUAUACACGAGCCUCGCGCCUCUGGCUCGACAGGACCUUAUAUCACUAGCCAACGCCGUGUUCGUUGAUCAGUCCGUUGCACUUGCUCCUAUGUACAAGAAAUUCGGCAAAGGAUAUCAACUCCAUAACACGCGAGGCCAAAUCAAUGGCUUCCUCAGCUCCCGGACCUUGCGCAAUUCCCAUGUCGUUCUUGCCAACGCUACGGCCUUUAGAGCCGCAUGGAAGACCAAGUUUGAUCCGGCGAAUACAGUUCCAAGAUAUUCCUUUCACCUAGAGAAUGGGAUCGUUCGCGAAACAGAGAUGAUGUUUCUUUACAAUACAGAUGUUGAAAUAGAAUCCAGCAGCAAUUACACAGCGGUUCGGCUUUCGUAUACUACAGGAUCAGACUCUUCACCGUCAGCCUUGGUCGCAUGGCUGCCUGAACCUGGAGUCACAGUUGGAUCCCUCCUCGAAGAACUUUCUAUGAAGCAGCCAGGAAGUCUUGCGUUCCGUCGUGGUAAAUUGAGUAAGUUCGGAUUUCCAAAGUUCAACAGCAGAAGUAAGAUCUCGCUGCUCAACGAGCUGGAAAGACUUGGAUUUCCGAUCAAGGGCAACUAUCCUGCAAUGGGGUCAGGACCCACUGAGAUCACAGCCAUGAUUCAUGAAACUUUUGUUAGGGUUGAUGAGGAGGGAACUGAAGCGGCAGCGAUAACUGCUAUCUUAAUUCCCCGGAAACGUCCUAAAGCGAUUAAAGAGGAGGUCCUAGUAUUUGAUAGGCCGUUCCUGUAUAUGAUUGAGGCUGGGGCAGAUCGGUAUACAAUUAUAUGCGGCGUGUUCUCAGUCCCUGAAUGA